UCCUGCCAGAUUGCACCUUCCCACCCCUCCCAGCUGCAGGUGUGAAAAGCUGCCAGCCUGCUCAGUUCCUAAAUCAGCAUCGGCAGGGCUGGCAGACUUCUAGAGGGCGGCUGUGUGCUAGUGAGCAGUGUAAACCUGCUCUAAAACUUGUGUCAAAGGCUUAGGAUGGGCCAGGUGCCCUCCUGUGCCCUAGGCUGUGGUUGUUUCUUCCCAAACCCAGGCCAACCCAGAGGGCUCAUGACCUCAGCCUGGACCUGCUCUCUGCUUUCCCGUGGAGACUGGCGCCUGCCAGGGCUGCGACGUGGUGCCGUGGCUGGCUUUUGCUAACCCUGCUCCCAGCUCAGGGCCCUUCUUCACAUCUAAAAGGAUCCUAUUCUCUCUCCAGCCUCCCAACCUUAACAUACGCCUGGAUUUCCAGGCUCUUAGGCCUGACCUGAACUCACACCCACUCCCUGAAGGCUACCUACAUUCAAGGAGAUUUAAAUGAGUCUAGAGCCAGAAUCAGCCUGUAGCCACCAACCCCUCAAACCACCCAAGACCAGUGGGAUGUGCUCAGCAGGCGUCCUCCAUUCCAGCCUCCUUCCCUGUCCCAUGGUCCUGAGUAGAGAGACCAGCUGACCUCACCACCAAGGCUCCAGGGUCCCGAUGAGCAGAUCAGCCAGCCCCAAGUAUGCAGGAGGAGGGACACCCAAGGGCGAGGCUGGGGCCUCCGGGCCAAACACGUGAGCUGGACUUCAGAGCUGAGCUCCCACUCCAGCCCGGAAUGCGAAUGCAAAUCAAGCAGACGGAGGAAAGGUCAGGGUAAGCCGGCCACCUUGGGAGUCAAAGGAGCACAGGGUUACCUGAAGCCCACCCCAGCAGGGCUCAUGAGGCUAAGCCAGUCCUAGAUGUCAGCGGGCAUGUCUGUGGGCAGCGUCCCUGCCUGCCUCGGGAGUGGAGCAAGCGCUGCCUGUGGCAGAAAUAGUAGGUGGGAAAAAUCAGUAUCUAACAGCACAGAGCUUCCCCCGCAUUACACACAGGAUCACCAUGGGAUCCAGCAGUCUCACUCCUGGGUAAAUCCCCAAAGGAAUGGGAAGCAGGGACUUGGGGAGAUAUUACACACUCUUAGUCAUAGCAACGUUAGUCACAGUAGCCAAAAAGUGGAAACAACCCAAGUGCCCGUUGAUGGAUGAAUGUGGUCUCUCCAUACAAUGGAACACUACUCAGCCUUAAAAAGGAAGCGAAUUCUGACACAUGCUACACCACGGAUGAACCCUGAGCAACUUAUGCUGAGUGAAAUAAGCCAGUCACAAAAAAACAAAUAAUAUAUGGUUCCUCUUAUAUGAGCUACGAAGAAUUGUCAAACCCACAGGGACAGAAAGCAAAAUAGAGUUACCAGCAGAUGGAGAGGGGAGGAAUGGGAAGUUACUGUUUAAUGGGUACAGAGGUCAGUUUUGCAAUCUGAAAAACUUCUGGAGAUGGCUGCACAACGCUGUGAAUAUACUUAAUGCCACUGAACUGCACAUUUAAAAAUGGUUAAAAUUGUAAAGUUUGUAUUAUGUGUAUUUUACCGCAAUAAAAAUAGAUCAGUAUCUGGAACUGAGAGGGCUGGGGGUUGGAUGCCCGCAGGUAGGUGCUUCCAUCCAUCACACGUGAAAUGAGGAAGGGGCUGUUCGCCUGGCCACAAGGGGGAACUUCACCCCUGGGCUGUGGACACAAAUUUGACUUCUUGGAACCCUGCCAGGUGGGUCUCUCUGGUUUUAACGCUUUGAAAUCUGUCCUGGGUUUUGCUGAAGGAGCUGGUGUGCCCCCUGCAGAAAGCACCCCAGGCCACUUCACUGUGGUCAGACUCAGGAAGGGGUCCUCAGACUUGCCCCUCAUCAGUGGCUCACUACCGAGACCCCUAGUUCCAGCUGAGUGACGAGCCGCGGUUCCCAGUUGUUGUUUUUUUGAGACAGAGUCUCCUUCUGCCACCCAGGCUGGAGUACAGUGGCGCAGUCUCGGCUCACUGCAACCUCUGCCUCCCAGGUUCAAGCGAGUCUCCUGCCGCAGCCUCCCGAGUAGCUGGGAUUACAGGUGCCCACCAUCAUGCCCGGCUAUUUUUUUUUUUUUUUAGUAGAGACAAGGUUUCACUAUAUUGGCGAGGUUGGCCUCGAACUCCUGACCUAAGGUGGUCCACCCACCUCGGCCUCCCAAAAUGCUGGGAUUACAGGCAUGAGCCACCGCGCCCUGCCCCCAGUUUAUUAAGACACAUUUACAAAUCUAACAGAUGGCUCUCACCUCCUAGGCAUCUCCUGGUCUCUGAAUUUUAAAUCACCACUUUUGUUUCUGCAACAAGAGGGAAAUAACGAAUACCUCAAACCAAUUUCCUUCUUCUCUAGGGAAUUAUAUUUUAGUAUAAUUUACCUGAAAUUAUACUACCCAGAGAUGUUUUUCUGGAAAAAAAAAAUACAUAUUCUGGUUUUUUUUUGAUGAAUCAAACAAUCAAGUCUAAGCUCAUUGUCCUUAUAGAUUUUCAAUGCCUUCAUGGCCUAGGAGGAUGUAAUUACGUUUUUUUUUCUAUUGAAGCGUUAAAGGGCAUUGCUCUUCUUUGCAUCGGUCACUUCCCAGCUCCUCCUGGCUUGUCAGUUUCACAGCUGCCUGGGCUCAGGGGAGGAUGCACUUUCUUUAUUGCAAAUGAGGAAGAGGACCUGCUUGCAAAUUCAGGAACACAUUGAGCCUUGGGUUAAGUAAAUAUUUCACUUAUAUGGGACACUUGGCCUCUGUCAGAAAUUGGUGACCAGCCUGGCCGACACGGUGAAACCUCGUCUCUACUAAAAACACAAAAAUUAGCCUGGUGUAGUGGCACACGCCUGUAGCCCCAGCUAGUUGGGAGGCAGAGGCAGGAGAAUUCAGAAUCGCUUGAACCCAGGAGGCAGAAGUUGAGGUGGGCCGAGAUCUCGCCACUGCACGACAGAGCCAGACCCUGUCUCAAAAAAAGAAAAAAGAAAUUUUAAAAAAGAAAUUGACAGGACAAAGGGGACGUGCAAAAAGAGGGACUUCUUGUUGGCUGAUGCACCUGUAGUGUGAGGAGAAAUCUUUGUCUUUGCCCUCAGAAAGUUCGCUGAAAAUUAGCUGACGAAAUCAGUACGUUCAUAGAGGAAAAGGCAUACAAAUUUAUUGAUCAUACUUUUAUGCAACACAGGAGCCUUCAGAAUGAAGACCCAAAGAUACAGGCAAACUAUCUGUUUUUAUGCUUAGGUUCAAUGAAGUAUGGGCAGCCAUGUAGAUAACACAACUGGACAAAAUGUGUCUGACCUAACGCUGAUGAACUGAGUGGGAAGACCCAGUAAGGCCUGUCUGUCUAGAUUCUUCUUGGCCUCUCUGAGCAGCGUUCCUUCCUUCUGGGUAUAGGGCAGGACCCUCUCUGGAAUGGGGGUCUUAUGACCUACAGUCAAACAAGGUAGGUCAGAGGAUCCCUUCCCUCCCCUCCCCUCCCUUCCUCUUCCCUUCCCAGGCUGGAGUACAGUGGUGAAAUCACAGCUUACUGUAGCCUCGACCUCUUGGGCUCAAGUCAUUCUCCUACCUCAGCUUCUCCAAGUGUUGGGAUUACAGGCGCAUACUACUGUGCCCAGCUAAUUUUUUAUUUUUUGUGGAGAUGCGGUCCUCCUAUGUUGCCCAGGGUGGCCUCAAACUCCUGGGCUCAAGUGAUCCUUCUGCCUUGGCAUCCCAAAGUGCUGGGAUUACAGGCAUAAGCCACUAUGCCCAGCUGAGAAUUUCUUUGUGGCUAGCUUUAACAUAGAAAGAUGUAAAAGGGGAAAUUUCAAGUGACAUUUUUAGGUUUUAUGGCUGGCUUUGGGAAAAAAAGUGUUCUGGUUUCCAGAAACCGCCUUGGGGAAGAGGGAUUCUAGUUUGUAUGGCUACGCCUGUGGGAGGAUGAGGGGCCAGAGACGGGAGGGUCAGAGAUGGGAAAAGGUCAGAGAGAGCUGCUUCUAAGGCUUUCAUUUUUGGGUAACAUUUUCUGAGCCCCAAUACAUAUAACCUGGCAGGUAACCUGGCCUCACUUUCUCCUCACCUGCACACCUACCUGCUUCUACCUGCAGGUCACUGGAGCCCCACUGGGAGCUUGACCCCUGCCCUAACAGGAAGAACAGAAAAUUGCUAGCACAGGGAGAUGGAGCAGUCUCCAGCCUGCUUUGGCCUCCCCUUUUAUUUAUUUAUUUUUUUUGACACGGAAUCUUGCCCUAUUUCCCAGGCUGGAGUGCAAUGGCGUGAUCUCGGCUCACUACAACCUCCGCCUCCCGAGUUGAAAUGAUUCUCCUGCCUCAGCUUCCUGAGUAGCUGGGAUUAUAGGCACCCACCACCACGCCCAGCUAAUUUUUGUAUUUGUAGUAGAGAUGGGGUUUCACCAUGUUGGCCAGGCUGGUCUUGAACUCCUGAUCUCAUGAUCCACCUGCCUCAGCCUCCCAAAGUGCUGGGAUUACAGGCGUGAGCCACUGUGCCUGGCCUCCCUUAAGUGUUCUAUCCACCAUAGCUUGUCUUUUCAUACACCUGUCAGUCUGUCUGCUCUCAGCAUACCUAGUUUCUGGCCUCCUGGUCAACCUAAACUCUCGAUUCAUUAUUCACAGAUACUUUGAUUGACUGCUUUAAACCCAUUGAUUCACUUUGACCUUUAAAUUCUGGAUGACUCUGGUUGCCUGUGCCACUGUGCUGACUUCCACAACUUCCCUGGACCUCCAAUCCAUGAUAGUUCUUGGUUUUCCAAGCUCUAUUACCAAAUCAUAACCCGUAUCUACCAUCCUCAGUCAAACACAGAUCAAGAACACACCACACCACCCUACAGGUACGCUCAUUUAAAUGGUUCCAAGAAGCAGAGCUCCAGAUGCAUAUAUUUUUAUUUACAAGAGAUCUUCAUGAGAAAGGACAGCCUAAAUUCUUCAGCAGUAGUCUAGGCAACUCACUAAAUUAAUGAGAUUAUCCUAAAACAGGCCUGAUUUUGCAUAUAUCAAAGGAUUUAUUUUUUUCUCACUCACUUGGAGUUUGAAUAUAAAAGUCUGAUUCAUUGACUAAUCCAAUCUCCAUGGACCAACUCAAGACAGAUCAUUCAUGGCAGCUUUUUGUUUUGUUUUCUUUGUGUUGGAUUUUUCUACUGUCGUUGGUCUGGGUGUGGUUUCAUGAGAAGACUUUAGUUAAAAUAACGAACAAUUUUUUUAAUUUAAUUUUUUUAAUAUUUGAUUUGAUUUUUAGGGACAGGGUCUUGCUCUGUUGCCCAAGCUGGAGUGCAGUGGUGCAAUCAUAGCUCACUGUAGCCUCUCACUCCCAGGGUCAAGCAAUCCUCCAGCCUCAGCUUCCCAAGUAGCUGGGACUUAGGCCCCCCAGCUAAUUUUUUUUAUUUUUGUAGAGAUGGGGUCUUUCUAUGUUGCCCGGGCUGGUCUUGAACUCCUGGCCUCGAGUGAUCUUCCAGCCUCAGUCUCCCAAAGCAUUGGGAUUACAAGCAUAAGCUGCUGUACCCAGCCUAUAUUUUUAAUUUUAACUAUCAUUUAUAGAGUGAUCGAGAUUUCUCUAGCAAAUAUAGAAAAUAUGAUGGACUAGAAUAAAAUAGAUUUAUUUUGUUUUUACCACAGUCAUGAUGGAAUGCGGAGGGCUUGUUGGAGUCCCGACCUCUGGACUCAGUGACACUGUGGGACUGGGCCCUGGGGAGAGACAGUGCCGUGGUCAGCAGAGAGUCUCCCAGCUGGGCUCUUCGAAUGGCCAGAUACCAUUUACACCUCUGCUUUCUUUUUCCCCUUGAGAAAAGCAUUCUAAGAAAUAAGAGAAAAAUGCAGUCUAGAAAAUGGCUUCCAAAAGUCAUUAGUUUGCCAAAACUGCAUCUGCCCUCCAGCAGGGAUGUUGACCCCACUUACAUCAGUGCAGCCUCUCCAUUCCCAUUCAUCAGGUCCCCAGCAUUGUGAAUGCCGUGGUGAGUGUUGUUUUCUUUCCAAAUAAGAAAAGGAAUGGGGUGCUUAAAGACCCGCUCUUGAGAAGCCAACGUGAGAAGAACAAUGGCCCUGCCUGUUAGAGAGUUUCAGCUGCACCAGGGUGGAUUUUAUGUAGGCAUGGCCAUCUAAAAGCAGCAAGAGAAGCCACAGCCUGUGUUUUAACAGAACAUACAUAGUUUCAUUCAUUCAGUAGUCAUUACAUUCCCAUUACACUCAAGACGCUAGGGAUUUUUUAAAAAGAAAGACUGCUACUUUAGAAAGACGAGUUUUAGAGAGCAAAGAGACGAUGAGAAAUGAAUAGUGCAUUGAAAACUGAAAACCCUUCUAAUACCUACUAUAAAAAAUGUAAUACCCCCAACGAGUCAAGAGUUCAAAGGAAUUUAAGUUAUAGGUUAAAACAGUGUUCUUAGCUCUGUUUACCUCUUAUAAAUUCUACUUGACCUCCUUCAUAUCUGAGACACUGACUUGCUCCUCACUGAGCAAUCCUCCAACCUCUUCCCAGCUUCUAGACACACAUUUUCUAACUUCUUAAUUCCUCUUUGGAAAGGAAGUGUUAAUUAUCUCCCAAACAACUCUCCUGUGAGCAUUAAGUCAGCUUAAUCGUCCUCUGCGAAAAGGAAGUGACUCUAGGCCCACCUGCCCUUCUCUCUGGAGACCCCUUUCUCAAGCAAGCAGACCUCCUUUUCUUAUGAACAGGACCCCCACUCUACAACUUCACUCCCACUAGGCCCCAGACCUGCGUGUAACCCCUAAACAAAACAAAUACAUAUUUUUUCACAUAAGGCUUUGAUUACACAUACGCAUGCUUGCGAAGUACGUACUCAAAAAUCAUCCUUGGGAAAGGAUGAAUUUCAUGGAAACCAAAUAACAGGAGAUUAAGAAAAGAGGGUCUGAGGGCAUUUAAUUUCCAACUCAUGGCCUGGACUGAUUUAAUUCAGGCGGCUCUGAUCUUAUUUCUACUGGGGCCUGGUGUGCAUAUGGGAGCUUACUUUCCUAAGGGGUAAUUGAUAGAUGACAUCACUUUUAUGGCCAUAGGAUCACUUGUAUAAUCAUGUGUGGAGCUUGCGGGGAAUAUUUCUAAACAUAGCUCUUGGCUUGCUGCUUGGGAGUGCUUAAGUCAGAGGGCAGCUCCUGCCUCUCCUGUACUUUCCCAGGGACCCAAAAUAUUUUUAUAUACACAGCAAAGCAUCUUUAAAAGAUUAUUCUCCAGUCCCCGAGAUGAACACAGUGAGUUUCCUAGCAUUUAUAUAAAUGAGUUUUUUGGGUUCUCAGGUUGAGAAACGAUGAUGCCAUGAUGACUUUUGGUUGGAGCUGGGACGUUUUCCAGACCCAAAUAUGGGAUUAAAUGUGUGAGUGAGCAAUCCUGAAAUGCCUUGGGAUUUCAAAAGACUGUUUGGGUUUGGGUUUUGCAUAUCACCCACUCAGUUAGCUGUACCAGUGCUAUUUCUAAAUAGCAUUUUUUUUCCCAAAGAACUGGAACCCAGAUUAGAAAAUGACAAAUGGUAACUUCCAAAAAUAUUUGGACUUUUGCCCCAUGGUGGGUGUGAGAGUCAGGAGCAGAAGAAGGUGGUAUGGAGGGGCUGUUGAGAGAGGAAGAGAACAUUCUGGGCUCUUCUGUACUCCAGCCUCUUUUCCCCAGAUUCCAUCUGCUGCAGCCUGCUGGGGGCUAAAGCAUGGGGGACUGCAGACCAGCCCCCUAAAAGCAGCCCUUUCUGUUGCUGCCUCCACCCUAUCCUACCCAAAGGCCACGUCAUAGAAUCCACCUAGAAAACCAAGAACACCACCACUUCACACUCAUUAGGAUGGCUGUAAUCAGAAACAAAAUUGGCAAGGAGGUAGAGAAAUUGGAACCUUCACACACUGCUAGUGGAAAUGUAAAAUGGUACAGCUGCUUUGGAAAACUGUCUGGCAGUUCCUCAAAUGGUUCAACAAAUAAUGACCAUCUGACCCAGCAAUUCCACUCCUAGGUAUGUGCCCAAGAGACAAGAGAAACAUACACCUCAUAAAAAUGCUUACACAAGUGUUUAUAGCAGCAUCAUUCAUAAUAGCCAGAGAGUGGGAACAACCCACAUGUCCAUCAACUGAUGCAUGGAUACACAAAAUAUGGUCUAUCCACAAUCAAAUGUUAUUCAGCAAAUAAAAAAAAAUGUACUGGCACAUGCUACAAUAUGGAUGAAUCUUGAAAACAUUACGCUGAGUGAAAGAAGUCAGCCACGAAGACCCCAUUAAUAUAAAAUGUCCAAAAGAGGCAAAUCUAUGGAGACAGAAAGGAGAUUAAAGGCUGCCAGUAGCUAGGGGGAUUGAAGAGAAAUGGGGAAUGACAAUGACAGCUAAUGGGUGUGGUUUUCUUUUGGGGGAUGAAAACGUUCUAAAAUUAGAUUGUGGCAAUGGUUGCACAACCCUAUGAUUAAACUAAGAAACCACUGAAUUGUACAUUUUAAAUGACUGAAGUAUAUGGUAUAUCAAUUAUAUCUCAAUAAGGUAUUCUUACGUUUUUAAGAGCACUGACAAAGAGUGAUAGGCCACCUUCAUUUAAAGAACAAAGCUUCCAACACUACUGCUGCCCAGCAUUUUGAUUACACGUGGAGAUUGCUUAACGGCAUUCAGUGGAUGGAAAGAAAGAAAUCUGCAGUAAAUUUAAACCUCAUUUUGAGUCUUGUGUUGGAAGGCAGGAAAGGAAUGUGGAAUUAAAACACGGAUUAGUAGUUAAGACCUGGAAAAGUCCUUACGUGACACAGAAGUAGAGGACGACUGCUCACUGCUCACAAAGCACAAAAGAAAUCUGCUUUCUACAAAACCAGAAAAUACGACUGAUGGGCAUUUCUGAGUGCCUCUCUGCCUUUCCCUCUCACUCUUGUAGAUUUACUUAUUUUCCUAUCACCUUCUCACUUUGGAAUAAAUCGGCUAUUGAUCUUCUUUUGUUCUUCCAAGAGAACAGAUCUGACUUAGGCUAAGGCGUUAAUUCCUUGAAGUUUCUUGAUAUCAGGCCUCAAAUGUACUGGGCUUUGCUAUUGGAGAAAUUGUCCUUUACUAUGAGAUCAGAUCAGUAAAAGAUAACAAACUGCAUCCAAGAGAGUCUUUUUAAAAAUGCUACUUGCACUAGUAGCUCACUUUGACCUGAGAUAGAAUAGUUCUUUAACCAAUCUUACGGCUGACGUUUUUACAAAUAGAUAGUAAUAAAUAAUGCCUGAAUGAUUAAGAUGGGUUACAUUAGAUUGCACUUCUGAGCAUAUUUCUUUAGUUGCUAUAAAUAUACUUCUCCAUGUGUAUGCUGUUUUCUGUGUAUUUAUGUAUUUGCAAAUUUUGUUCAUAAUAGCACUACACAUUACUUGCAACUGAGUUUUUCCUAUUCUUUUUCAAGGCAGUAAUUAUGUCUUAAAACAUUCCCAGAACCAGGCAAAGGCAUUUGUUGCUUAAAAAAAUAAUUCCUCUGUCUUUACAGAAGCAGUGAACAAGGGUCUGGGAGGAGGGACAGAAAACACAGAAACUCCGAGAUAGGGAAGAUGAUUAACCAGUGGGACGGAGGUGGGAGCUGCAGGGGAUGGGGCUGGGAGUCUGUACCUGGCAGUCCUCCCUGCCAUGCCAAGGUCCCACCUCCUCUUCUGUUCUGUCUUUGGGCAGGGGAACUCCUGGUACCAGCAACACCUGCCUCCCUCCCAGGUCAGCCACUGAGUUAGGGCUCCCAGCCCAAGUUCCCUUCCCCAAUGUGUAAUCCCAGGACCAAGACCUUGGCUUCUCCUUGGGAUGUUUUUCCAGGACUUACAAUAGGCAAACACUCAGCAACUCACCGCAUCUGGCCAGCUAACUCAAUACUUGACUCUUUUCACCCCUAGUAGUAGCAAAAGUCUCAUGGAAGGAGGAGUGAGACAGUGACUGCUCCUCACUCUGUCUUCCUGGUGUCUAACAUGGUAUUCCCUACCCUUUAGACACCGAGAGGUCACUCUGUCCUCAUCCAUUACCCUUUAGGUUUUGCGAUCAACUGUCUAAGUGGUAAACUGCCUAGAAGAUGCUGAUUUUCUAUAAUUCUUGAGAAAAGAAUAAGGAAAGUGAUGAAGAGAGGUUGGGAGUUAGACCAGUCCAGGUCAUGUGUCCGCCUGGUGAGCCCUGGUGUCUUGCUCCAGCCUCGUCACAGUGUGCAGGGGUCUGGCUGGCUGCUUGCACCGCCUGUGCUGGGACCUCCUCUGGUGAAGAGGAUGAAGGUGUGUACACACACACAAAGAAACACAAGAGACAGACACAUACAUAGAGAUUCAGAGAGAUUCACAGAGACACACAGACACACACAUGACCCACAGAAAACACAGACACAACACACAUAGAGAUUCACACACACGUACACAGACACACACAAAGAAACACAAGAGACAGACACAUACAUAGAGAUUCAGAGAGAUUCACAGAGACACACAGACACACACAUAGAUACACAAUGACCCACAGAAAACACAGACACAACACACAUAGAGAUUCACACACACGUACACAGACACACACAUAGGCACACAAGAGACAGACACAUACAUAGAGAUUCAGAGAGAUUCACAGAGACACACAGACACACACAUAGAUACACAAUGACCCACACAAACACACAGACACAGCACACAUAUACAUAGGUGCACACACAGACACACAAUGACACACAGACACAUAAUAGUCAAACAGACACACGAAUAGACACGAGACACACAUACGCACAGACACAUAUGCACAGACACACACAUAGAGACAAAGACAUACACAGUAGACACACACAUACACACAGACACAGACACACACACAGAGGCUCAGAGAUAGGCACACACAUACAUACACAUACACAUUAACAUAUAUAGACAUACACACAGACACAGAGACUCACAAAGACACACUCACAGACACACAGUAGACACACACACACAGGCACAUACAUAGAGACUCACAGAUCCAGGCACACACACACAUACACACAGGCACACAUGGACACACAUACACACACAGACUCAGAGACAUGCACAUGCAUACUCAGACACGCACAGACACACAUGCACUCAUACAGACACACACGCACCUGUAGUGAAUUGCUCUGAGCUUUUUAAAUCCCUUUGAAAGCAAGGGCGUUGUUCUCAAUGGCAGCCAUGCCAUUUGCAUGCACAGCCUCUCAGAGGCCAUGUGGGGAGCUGCCUUGUGAAACUGAAUUAGCGAUUUAAAGGCUAGGGCAGAGCCAGGCGCAGUGGCUCACACCUGUAAUCCCAGCACUUUGGGAGAGCGAGGCGGGUGGAUCACCUGAGGUCAGGAGUUCGAGACUAGCCUGGCCAGCGUGGUGAAACCCCAUCUCUACUAAAAAUACAAAAAUUAGCCAGGCGUGGUGGCGGGUGCCUGUAAUCCCAGAUACUCAGGAGGCUGAGACAGGAGAAUCACUUGAACCCAAGAGGCGGAGGUUGCAGUGAGCUGAGAUUGCGUCAUUGCACUCCAGUCUGGACAACAGAGCAAGACUCCGCCUCCAUCAAUCAAUCAAUCAGUCAAGGCUAGGGCAGAAUCAUGUAGAUGAUUGAAGAUACAGGGCCAGUGAAAUCAGGCAGCAUCCUCCAACAGCACUGUCACCCCAAGCUUCCAUGGGCACAGAGACAGGCGUCUCCUGCUGGUGUCUCCGAUUGCAGACUCCAGAGCAAGCCCCGCUAAAGAAUGCCACUUGUCCCCGCAAAUGGUAAAGAUAUCAGGGCAGCGUGAGUAGGUCUUGCUGUUCUCAGGAAUUCUUGUUUAUAUUCAGUCAUUUUUCAAAAGAGCUUAUUAUGGCACCUUUAUACUCAAAAGAUUCCCCGACCAUAAGCUAAAUAUAUAUAUUUCACUUUUUUAAUUUUUAAAGUCACAUUACUUCAUCAUAGAAUGAAACAAUGCCUUUAGAACUGUCACUAUCCAGAGGCGGAGCUUUCAGUGAGCCGAGAUCGCACCACUGCACUCCAGCCCGGUCGACUGAGCAAGGCUCCGUCUCAAAAAAAAAAAAACAAAAAAAAAAAAAAAAAAAAAAGAACUGUCUCUAUCCAGUCAUAAUUACAUGCUUUAGAUAAGAGUCUGGUUCACAGCCAAGAUCUCCAGAGGAUGGAGAGUGUUCGUUCAGAGCACACACACUGAAACUAACUAUAAUAUAUCUUGCAUGUGUUUUUUCAUGAAAAUACCGAUGCAGUUAGCUAAUGUUAAUGGAAGCAUCAUUUUCUGCAUACUGUUUGCUUUUUAAUUUAAUUUCCUCUUCACCCUCCCUCCCUUUCACCCUCCCUCCCUGCCUUCCUCCUUCCUUCUUCCCUUCCUUCCUUUCUUCUUAUCUUCCUAUCGUCCUCCCUUCCUUCCCCUCCCCUCACUUCUCUUCCCUCUUAGAUAAAACUUUCUGGUGAUGGGGUGUUUGUAGAAAGGCAAGGUUCUGUAGAAUCCAUCUGCUUUUCAUUACUGGGGUGUAAAAAUAAGGGAAUAGUAUACAGGAAUAAAAUUAUGCACCGUGUUUUGCCUUAGGGCGAUUAUUCAUGGAAAAAUGAUAAAACUAUCCAAAAAAGAGUUUGCAUUAAAAUGGGCCAGGUGAGGUGGCUCAUGCCUGUAAUCCCAGCACUUUGGGAGGCCGAGGCAGGAUGAUCACAGGAGGCCAAGAGCUUGAGAUCAGCCUGGGCAACAUAGAGAGACUCCCCCAAAAAUAAAUAAAUAAAUAAAGGCUGCCUUAUAUUAAUUAAACAAAUUAGCGCAUAAAUUCAAAGCAAAAGGAGAAAAGGUAUUAAAAGAACAUAAUUUAGAGAACCACAAAUUUUUACCCUAAGAGUUUCAUAUUAUCAGUGGUAGAUAAUGUCCUUGAAUUACCAGAUCAUAAGUGGGGGAAAAAAUAUCAGCCACAUGCCAUGGUCUUUAUUAUCCACUUUAAGUAUGUCACCUCAUUUAAUCCUCACAACCUAGUGAGGUAGGUAUUAUUUCCAUCUGACAGAUCAAGAAAUAAGUCAGAAGAGUUAAUUAAUUUGUCUGAGGCCACACAGAAAAUGACAGAGCCAAAUUCAAACUGAGGUUACAUAGGACUCCAGGACGCUCCAGUAGAUUAGGAGACUUUACAUUUCUACUUUUCUGAUGGUAUUAGUUAGGGUCAAAGAGACAGAUAAUAAAUAAACAAAUGGAAUGUGGAGAAGGCAAACAUGCCUUAUAACUUACCAUGAUUUUUCAGACUGUGCAAUCAAAAUGACAUUAAAGAUUAAACAUGCUCCUUGUCUUAAUUGUACAGCUAGGUGGUGGCUGCAUUCUCCCCUCCCCCUUCUUUCCCUUCCAGCUUUGGAAUCUCACCUUUUGGUAUAUAAUUUAUUGAAUUAGGAUGCAGAUGCCCUUCUAAAAUAAUCAACAAUCAAAACAACUUAUGAAAUUCCAGUGGUUAUGACACAUUUAAUUGAAUGACUUUCCUUGGGUUAAUUUCUACCUGUAGCUUACCCAACAUGCAAUAAAAUAGCAAGACCGUUUAUAGGAAGUAACCCAUCGUGGGAAAAAAAAAUGGGAUAGGCUGACUUUACCUCCUUUUCCCUGCUUUCCUCCAAAUCUUGGAUGUUGAUAUGAAAUCCAUCAGAUAAGUAUUCUUUCCAGCCAUUUCAAUCCCAACCUAAACUUGGGACGCUUCCAAAGAAAAUGCCUGGCUUUUUACAAAUUGCCCACAGAAAUGGCAAUUUCUCCAGCGCUGCUACAGAACGGGACUUUUUGCUUGACCACGUGGAAACUCGUGGGUUCUCCAAGUUGUAAAGAGUUAAGAAAAGAGAUGGAAUGUCUGGGGAAUGUUGCAGGGAAGGCUGCAGCUCUCUGCUCUCAGCUUUCUCACCCUGGAGGGGAUCCCGGCACUCAGUGAUGCUUCGGGGUUUGAGGUCUUCCCUAAGUUCUGUUUGAUCUGCCGAAGAGCCAGCCUCAGUCCACUGAGAAACAGGGAUGUGCCGUUAUCUGCACACUGUGGUUUAUUUUUACCUUGUCCCUGGUGAGUCCCCAGAGACAAGGAGAAAACAUUUUAGGAGGGAGUUAGGAGCCUUUUGCUUAUCCUUGAAGGAAAGCAGUCUCUGAGGAUUAGUGAGGGUGGUGGUGAGGGUAGGUAGGGGGAGGAGAGUCAGAGGAAUCAGAGUUAUUUGGACUGCAUUUUUUCUUGCCUGACUAAAUCUUACUGACAUUGGCACUUUGUGUCACUAAAAGAACACAGCCCUGGAUGUGGGGCCAGGGACCAGAGGGUUGUCGGCAGAGUCUGGGGCUGGCAUGGCUGCUGGGUUGCUUGGCUCUGAGGACCCACCGUGGAGCUGGAACCUGACUAGUCGGGCGCUGAGGACCUGCCAAGUGGGGAACAUUCAAGUUCUGCAGCUGCUGCUAAAACCAUGGUGCAUCUCCAGGGCCGUCUAUCAGAUGACGGAGGGCCGCCGAUGUCAAGUACAUCUUCUUGAUGACAGGAAGCUGGAACUCCUAGUACAGCCCAAGCUGUUGGCCAAGGAGCUUCUUGACCUUGUGGCUUCUCACUUCAAUCUGAAGGAAAAGGAGUACUUUGGAAUAGCAUUCACAGAUGAAACGGGACACUUAAACUGGCUUCAACUAGAUCGAAGAGUGUUAGAACAUGACUUCCCUAAGAAGUCAGGACCCGUGGUGUUAUACUUUUGUGUCAGGUUCUAUAUAGAAAGCAUUUCAUACCUGAAGGAUAAUGCCACCAUCGAGCUUUUCUUUCUGAACGCGAAGUCCUGCAUCUACAAGGAGCUUAUCGACGUUGACAGUGAAGUGGUGUUUGAAUUAGCUUCCUAUAUUUUACAGGAGGCAAAGGGAGAUUUUUCUAGCAAUGAAGUUGUGAGGAGUGACUUGAAGAAGCUGCCAGCCCUUCCCACCCAAGCCCUGAAGGAGCACCCUUCCCUGGCCUACUGUGAAGACAGAGUCAUUGAGCACUACAAGAAACUGAACGGUCAGACAAGAGGUCAAGCAAUCGUGAACUACAUGAGCAUCGUGGAGUCUCUCCCAACCUACGGGGUUCACUAUUAUGCAGUGAAGGACAAGCAGGGCAUACCAUGGUGGCUGGGCCUGAGCUACAAAGGGAUCUUCCAGUAUGACUACCAUGAUAAAGUGAAGCCAAGAAAGAUAUUCCAAUGGAGACAGUUGGAAAACCUGUACUUCAGAGAAAAGAAGUUUUCCGUGGAAGUUCAUGACCCACGCAGGGCUUCAGUGACAAGGAGGACGUUUGGGCACAGCGGCAUUGCAGUGCACACGUGGUAUGCAUGUCCAGCAUUGAUCAAGUCCAUCUGGGCUAUGGCCAUAAGCCAACAUCAGUUCUAUCUGGACAGAAAGCAGAGUAAGUCCAAAAUCCAUGCAGCACGCAGCCUGAGCGAGAUCGCCAUCGACCUGACCGAGACGGGGACGCUGAAGACCUCGAAGCUGGCCAACAUGGGCAGCAAGGGGAAGAUCAUCAGCGGCAGCAGCGGCAGCCUGCUGUCUUCAGGUUCUCAGGAAUCAGAUAGCUCGCAGUCGGCCAAGAAGGACAUGCUGGCUGCCUUGAAGUCCAGGCAGGAAGCUCUGGAGGAAACCCUGCGUCAGAGGCUGGAGGAACUAAAGAAGCUGUGUCUCCGAGAAGCUGAGCUCACGGGCAAGCUGCCGGUAGAAUAUCCCCUGGAUCCAGGAGAGGAACCACCCAUUGUUCGGAGACGAAUAGGAACAGCCUUCAAACUGGAUGAACAGAAAAUCCUGCCCAAAGGAGAGGAAGCUGAGCUGGAACGCCUGGAACGAGAGUUUGCCAUUCAGUCCCAGAUUACAGAGGCCGCCCGCCGCCUAGCCAGUGACCCCAACGUCAGCAAAAAACUGAAGAAACAAAGGAAAACCUCGUAUCUGAAUGCACUGAAGAAACUGCAGGAGAUUGAAAAUGCAAUCAAUGAGAACCGCAUCAAGUCUGGGAAGAAACCCACCCAGAGGGCUUCGCUGAUCAUAGACGAUGGAAACAUUGCCAGUGAAGACAGCUCCCUCUCAGAUGCCCUUGUUCUUGAGGAUGAAGACUCUCAGGUUACCAGCACAAUAUCCCCCCUACAUUCUCCUCAUAAGGGACUCCCUCCUCGGCCACCGUCGCACAACAGGCCUCCUCCUCCCCAGUCCCUGGAGGGACUCCGGCAGAUGCACUAUCACCGCAACGACUAUGACAAGUCACCCAUCAAGCCCAAAAUGUGGAGUGAGUCCUCUUUAGAUGAACCCUAUGAGAAGGUCAAGAAGCGCUCCUCGCACAGCCAUUCCAGCAGCCACAAGCGCUUCCCCAGCACAGGAAGCUGUGCGGAAGCAGGCGGAGGAAGCAACUCCUUGCAGAACAGCCCCAUCCGCGGCCUCCCGCACUGGAACUCCCAGUCCAGCAUGCCGUCCACGCCAGACCUGCGGGUCCGGAGUCCCCACUACGUCCAUUCCACGAGGUCGGUGGACAUCAGCCCCACCCGACUGCACAGCCUCGCACUGCACUUUAGGCACCGGAGCUCCAGCCUGGAGUCCCAGGGCAAGCUCCUGGGCUCGGAGAACGACACCGGGAGCCCCGACUUCUACACCCCGCGGACUCGUAGCAGCAACGGCUCAGACCCCAUGGACGACUGCUCGUCGUGCACCAGCCACUCGAGCUCGGAGCACUACUACCCGGCGCAGAUGAACGCCAACUACUCCACGCUGGCCGAGGACUCGCCGUCCAAGGCGCGCCAGCGGCAGAGGCAGCGGCAGCGGGCGGCGGGCGCACUGGGCUCAGCCAGCUCGGGCAGCAUGCCCAACCUGGCGGCGCGCGGGGGUGCAGGGGGCGCAGGGGGCGCGGGGGGUGGUGUGUACCUGCACAGCCAGAGCCAGCCCAGCUCGCAGUACCGCAUCAAGGAGUACCCGCUGUACAUCGAGGGCGGCGCCACGCCCGUGGUAGUGCGCAGCCUGGAGAGCGACCAGGAGGGCCACUACAGCGUCAAGGCUCAGUUCAAGACGUCCAACUCCUACACGGCGGGCGGCCUGUUCAAGGAGAGCUGGCGCGGCGGCGGCGGCGACGAGGGCGACACGGGCCGCCUGACGCCGUCGCGAUCGCAGAUCCUGCGGACUCCGUCGCUGGGCCGCGAGGGCGCCCACGACAAGGGCGCGGGCCGUGCUGCCGUCUCAGACGAGCUGCGCCAGUGGUACCAGCGUUCCACCGCCUCGCACAAGGAGCACAGCCGCCUGUCGCACACCAGCUCCACCUCCUCGGACAGCGGCUCGCAGUACAGCACCUCCUCCCAGAGCACCUUCGUGGCGCACAGCAGGGUCACCAGGAUGCCCCAGAUGUGCAAGGCCACGUCAGCUGCCUUACCUCAAAGCCAGAGAAGCUCGACACCAUCAAGUGAAAUUGGAGCCACCCCCCCAAGCAGCCCCCACCACAUCCUAACCUGGCAGACUGGGAGCUACAAUGAUAGCUGUUUCCUGGAUUCCUCCCUCUAUCCAGAACUAGCUGAUGUCCAGUGGUACGGGCAGGAAAAAGCCAAGCCCGGGACCCUCGUGUGAGCCAGCCCGGCCUAAUCUGACCGCCUCAACGCCAUUCUGAGAUCACCUCACUGCCUCUCAUUUGCCUUACCCAGACGCACCGUCACCCUGCACCAGCUUCGGCCCUCAGCACUUUUUUUCUCCUGUCUCCGCAUUCCCUCCCCCUCGAAAACCUGACUGAGGAGACAUUCUGGAAGGUUCCGGUCCCACUGUGUGUCCCCUGGCGCUCUUGCCCAUAGAAAGCCAGACACCAAUCCUCAAUGGCACCUUGGUGGCUUCCCUCUGCCAUGACAGCCCCUAGGCCAGGAACCGUCAGGGGGGCCAGCCAGCAUCCAAUUCCUGCGGAUAAGUAGCGUUGGGAGAGAACGGGAAAGGGGACUUAAGUUACAGGGUGACCCAGAAAGACGAUUCAGCUGUGUCCAGCCUGCCACCCAUACGUAGGCCAACCAAGCACUUCAUGAAGAGGAGGCCUCGUGGCAUAUUCAGUUUACACCUGAAAUAUUCCUUGAUGGGACAGCUUGUGGGGAGUGGCUGUGGGGGAAGGGGAGGAUGAGAAAGGAAGCUCUCGACACCAGAGAUGCAUCGGAGGACCACAAUCAGUUCUAUGCUGCCAAAGAUUAAAAAUAAAAACAUAAAAAAUUAAGAGGGGCCAAGAGGAAGACAUUCUUUCUGCAAGGAAAUUUCUUUUAAAUUCUGAACUGCUACUACACACAAGUGAAAGUCAACCCUGUGUAAACUGGUGUCCUCUCUCUAGCCCUCUCCCUUACUGGCCCACUUCUCUCUCCGUAGAGAGCCUGAAAACCUGCCCCAAUGCCACGGUAAAGGCGAGGGAGUCUUGGCUGGCAUUGCUGACUCACAGUCGCCAUCCAUCUGGACACAAAGGAAGAGAGACCCGUGGGAGUCGUGGAAGUCGUAGAGGGUACUGUUAGCCCCGGUCCAUGCAGGGGGUUCAGCCAAGCCCAAGACUCAAAGCUGCUUUCCUUUCAGGAUCUGUAGUAACAUAAGGUGAUAAUGGCCAAAAGUGGUUCUCUCUCAUUAAAACAACCAGUAAAAGCGUAUCCUAUUUUUUUGCACAAGGUGUUUCAUUUUCUUUUUUAUGGGAAACCAAGGGAAAAGCACAUUGCGGUCCAUUCAGUGUUUAACCGUCGUGGCUCAUUUUCUGUUCGUUAGCACUUGUGUGACAAAAGAGCUCAGAUCCGACUUCUCCUAUGUGUCACUUAUUCCAAGAACCCAACUGUGCCCUUAGGUAGAAAAAUUUGACUCAUAUGUCUACUAGCCAACAGGCAGAGCAGGGUUGAAAAAAAUAUCAGCUCCCAAAGGGCCCAUGUGUCUACAUCGUCAGUUACUGUCAUGCACCACAUUUGUGUGCAGAUACCAAAAGAGGAGGAAAGAAAAAAAUUAAUGUGUGGGAGCUGCACGUUUACAUGUGUUUUGAGCUAUGCUUCAAACACAACUGGAAAGCCAUCUAUCUUCAAAGGCCUCAAAAAUACUUUUAUAACAAGUACACAACUUUAGUUGGGUGAUUCAAGAUGGCACAAAAAGGUUUCCGCAGAGGUGGUAUGCUGUGCUUUUGGCACAAGUGGUGGGGGGAUGGGGAUGGAAUUUUUUUCUCACUCUAAUGACUUCCUAUUGGAAAAUCAUUGACAGCCAGGGACAGGAGCCAGGGUGGGGGUAGUUUUGUGGGAAAGCAGAACUGAAGUUAGCUUAAGCAUAAAAAGAAAGAAAAAUCUUCGCUUUUCAUGUAUGUGGAGUCCAAGAAUAACCAUAGGCUCUACCAGACCAGCAGGGUAAGGAUGGACAUUAAAAUGAAACAAAUACCAAGGUAUUCCUUCUGCUGCAGCCUGGAGACCACCGAGAGUCGAGCUGGGGCACACACACCUGGCCGGGACCCAGCGGUGACAAGGCGGGCUGUGGCCUCCUCCACCAAGUCUCUCUAGACGAUUCAGGGCCUGCUUUCCCUAGCUCCAUGCAUGGCUGGACUGGUGAUUCCAGGGUGCAGAAGGGAUUCAUAUUCCCAGAAUGCUUUAAGUGUACACCUGCAGGAUAAAGAGAAACCGGUUAUAUUAUUAAAUGAUUCUAGGGAUUCAUUGGGGGAUAUUUUUGUUGCUUUUACUUUCCUAGUUAGAGCUACAAAGAACAGUGAUUUUUUUUUUCUCCCUUUCCCAUUCAGAAACAUUAUACAUUGGGCCAUUUUUCUUUCUCCUAAAGAAGAUUCAUGAAUAGGCAGACUGAACUGUGUGCAACAGGAAAAGUCAAAAGGGAAAAGGAAGCUGAUGAGGUUACAUGGUUACAGGUUCUACACCAUGCAGUGUAGCUUGAAAUCUAAUCUGGAGAAAACUGGAUCAAGAUUCUAGCCCACUUGAGUUGCAAGGAAUGAGAGGCAAAAAUUCUAAAGAUUUGGGUUAUAUUUUCAACUCGGGGGACAGAGAGAAAUGGAGUGGGAGCAGGAAUUACAGUUCCAGCAAACAUCAUGAUAGUCUGGUAGUCAAGACAGAGAUUAAGUAAAACAGGUUUUACUGUUUAGCUGAGUUCAGUUAAUACAAAAUGUACAUAAAACGUUAGUCCUUUGAGACUGACAUGAUUAAUGAUCAGUGUGGUGGGAAAUGAUGUAGUUAUUGUACACAAGCACUUGCAAACUCUUUAUCCCUAUUUCUUUAAAACAAAGUAAGGUGAAAUACGAAGUCCCUGGUCUGAUAUAAAGCCCCUAUUGGAUUCUUCAGAUGCGUAAAAGAAAUUGCCUGUUUCAGCCAGAAGACUGAUGAAAACACAUACAUCAGACUAUGUUGUGAGCCAGGUUGAUUUUUUAUUUUAUUAUAUGCAGGUGAGUGUUGAAACUGUUAAAAUUCCAAUUUGUUUUCAUUCAGUAUUAGUUUAGUUCUAAAUAUAGCAAACCCCAUCCAGGUGCUAUCAGAUGACCAGUUACUGCUUAGUUAACUAGGUGUAAAGUUUUACAUAUACAUUAAUGUCAAUAGUUUAUUACAAGUUGUGUAAAAUGGACUCUAGUUUAAUAAUGGGGGAAAAAAGAUUAGGUUGCUCCUGAAACUGACUGUAGAGCAUGUAAAAUGAUUUUACUGGAUUCUGUUCAACUGUAAUCAAUGAAAAAAAUGUACGUUGUAGACAAAGUUGCAGAAUUAAAAAAAGAAAUCUGCUUUUAAUUUAUUCUUUUUGUAUUAAGAAUUUGUAUAGUACCUUUACAUUUUGCAAAACAGUGUUGUCAACACUUAUUAAAGCAUUUUCAAAAUGAAAA
Messenger RNA from Symphalangus syndactylus (siamang), 20640 nucleotides. RefSeq names its product FERM domain containing 4A (gene FRMD4A). Gene Ontology annotation, biological process: establishment of epithelial cell polarity. Gene Ontology annotation, cellular component: cytoskeleton; bicellular tight junction; adherens junction. Lineage: Eukaryota; Metazoa; Chordata; Mammalia; Primates; Hylobatidae. The record is from RefSeq and is a predicted model, not a curated record.